GAUGUGGCCCUGGCCGAACAUCGAUAUCAAAUACCGAUGUUUUCUCCACCCCUACGACGACGCAACUUGUAGCAGCAAAAAUAUUUAUACGAAUUAUUUGCUGUGUAAAAACGAAUUAAUCGAAUUAAUAAAUAAUUAAAAUCAAAGUGAAUAUGUAGAUGGUGUGUUUGCUUUUGAAAUGACAGCCGUUUAAAAUGCAUUUCAACGCACUAACUCGAUGUGAAAAUUUCGUACAGGCAAAAAAGAGCCGAUUUUUAGUGGAAGAAGAAGCACAAGCAGCCGAACAGGCAGUAAAAGCGAUUGCCGAAUGAAAGGCGUGUGAAGAAAAAACUUGCAAAAAUUACACCAACAACAGCAACAGCAGGGCAAAAAAAAAGUGUGUUUAGAAAAGAAAUUAAAAACACACUCGAACCAUAUACAUAUACACACCGGAUCACACAAAUAUCACACGAUCGCUCGAACACAACGCGACCCAAGAGAAUUGGUGCAAAAAGCGAAAAACGAAGUAAAAUAGCGCGCGGUUUAAUAAUAAAUAAUUAUAUGUAUGCGCGCAAAACAUGUGAAGAGCCGGGGAGCCGCAAAUACGAAAAAUCAAUGAGAUUGUAAUAAAAUUCCGUAUUCUCGCUAUCGCCAACGUUCCUCCCCCUCUCAAGCUCUCUUUCUCCCGCGCGGCCGCUCUUUCGCCGUGUCCUCUCAGCAACCGAAAGCAGCAGGCAGGCUGGCAGGCAGCAGCAGCAGCCUCUCCAACUUUUGUGUCUGUUUGUGUUUCUUGUUGAUUUUGUGAUAAAAUUGCAAUCAACAACACACGACUACGACACAUUCGAACAAAUAAUAUAUUAUUAUUCGCUAAAAGUAUUAGUCCGAAAGAAACAUUAAAAAAAAAGUGGUUGUGCAAGAAGAAGCAGCAACAAUCAGGCAAAAAAUACCUGAAAAAAAAAUAAACGGUAAAACGAAGAAGUGGCGACACACGACGAGAGCGCGCUAAAAAGUUUAUUGUAAAAAUACAAAAGUAAAAGCACCGAGUGUGUUUUAAACUCCAAUCGCAAAAGCCAAAAAGUAAAAUUGUAUAUUAAAAAUGGUGGAAGUAAUAGAGCGGCGGAGAACGGCUGCGUGAGCCCAAAGCGCGGCCAAUUAAAAAAAAAACAACAACAACAGCAGAAGCAGCAGCAGCAGCACAGCACCAGCACCAGUAGAAGAAGAAGCAGAAGUAACAGCAGCAGCAGCAGCAGCACAAGAAGAGGAGGAAAAAGCAAGAGCCUCGAAAAGUACAUAAAAGUAUAAAUUUAAAUAAGGUGGAAGUUGGUAGACGAAAAGUGAACAAACUACCAGCGGAAAGAAGAAGUGGAGAAAACAGCCCGAACCAAAACCAAAACCACCUUACCCAGCGACCACCAGCAAUACCCCAAUAACAAUAACAACAUCAUCAUCAGCAACAUCACAAAAUGUACGGCAAGUCAAAGACAUCGGCGGUGCCAUCGGAUGCCCAGGCCCGUGAAAAACUGGCGCUAUAUGUCUACGAGUAUCUGCUCCACGUCGGCGCCCAGAAGGCGGCACAGACAUUCCUCUCGGAGAUCCGGUGGGAGAAGAACAUAACGCUCGGCGAACCACCAGGAUUCCUGCAUACUUGGUGGUGCGUCUUCUGGGACCUGUACUGUGCGGCGCCCGAACGCCGGGAUCAGUGCGAUCACAGCUCGGAGGCCAAGGCCUUCCAUGACUACGGAUUCGUCAGCUCGGGAUACGGUGUUAAUGGCAUCGGACCCGGUGGCCCACACAAUGCCGGCGGACCAGCUCCCAGUCCCCUCGGCCAGAUGCCGCCCGGUGGCGAUGGCGGACCAAUGGGGCCAGGUGGACCGAUGGGUCCCGGCUUCUUUCCCAACUCGACAAUGAGGCCAUCACCCCCCACGCACGCCUCCAGCCCACAGCCGCCGCCGUCACAGAUGAUGCCCGGCCAGCCGCCGUUCAUGGGCGGACCACGGUAUCCCGGUGGUCCUCGGCCCGGCGUCCGUAUGCAGGGCAUGGGCAAUGAGUUUAACGGGCCACCUGGCCAGCCCAUGAUGCCUAACAGUAUGGACCCCACACGGCCCGGUGGAGGCAUGGGUCCAAUGAAUCCCCGCAUGAAUCCGCCUCGAGGUCCCGGCGGCAUGGGACCGAUGGGCUAUGGCGGACCGGGCGGAAUGCGAGGUCCGGCACCAGGACCCGGCGGAAUGCCCCCAAUGGGAAUGGGAGGAGCGGGCGGCAGACCACCACAAUGGCAACCGAAUGCAUCGGCGCCUCUGAAUGCCUAUUCAUCGUCAUCACCAGGAAACUAUGGACCAGGUCCCGGAUCAAAUGGACCGCCGGGACCGGGAACGCCUAUUAUGCCGUCGCCGCAAGAUAACACGCAAGGAGGACCAGUCGGCGGGCCUGGUGACAGCAUGUAUGCUUUGAUGAAGCCCGAGUUCCCGAUGGGCGGUGGGCCCGACGGUGGCGGCGGCGGAGGAGGGCCUGGCGGCAUGGGUCCUAUGGGUGGUGGGCCCAAUUCGAUGGGGCCCGUACUUAACGGCGGAGGCGGACCAGACGGCACCGGCUUGGACGGCAUGAAGAACUCACCAGCUAACGGAGGACCAGGAACGCCGCGCGAAGAUUCCGGCAGUGGCAUGGGCGACUACAACCUAGGCGGAUUCGGCGGACCCGGCGAGAACGAUCAAACGGAAUCGGCGGCCAUUCUGAAGAUCAAGGAGAGUAUGCACGAGGAGGCCAAGCGGUUCGAGAAAGACACAGAUCAUCCGGACUAUUUCAUGCCAUAACAACAUCACCAGCAACAGCAGCAGCAGCAUCUCAGCACGGUAGCAGCCGCUGUGGCAGCUGUGGUGGCGGCUGCGGCCUCCAACGGAUCUGGCAGCUCCUCAGCCGCUUCCAUAGCGGCUGCUGCUCUGGGGGCGGCCGCCUCCAAUCUGCUCAGCAAUGGCAACAACAACUUCUGAAUGCGAAACAACACCACGCACGAGAAGCAACCACAGAUUAAACAAAAAAAAUAAAUAAAAAUAAAUAAGAACGCGGUAGUAGAAAUCCUUGAUACAUAAGCAUAAAGUAUUUAACAUUUAACGCAUGUAUGAAAAAAAUAGAGAAAAAGCGAAACAAAAACAAAAACAAAAGCCCUUAAAUAUAAUAGACAAGAAACAUGCAA
Molecule: messenger RNA, 3166 nt
Organism: Drosophila ananassae
Lineage: Eukaryota; Metazoa; Arthropoda; Insecta; Diptera; Drosophilidae
Gene: Ssdp
Product: single-stranded DNA-binding protein 2
Exons: 2
Coding region: 1443-2786 (447 amino acids)
Biological process (GO): positive regulation of transcription by RNA polymerase II
Cellular component (GO): nucleus
Molecular function (GO): protein binding; single-stranded DNA binding
Source: RefSeq, a predicted model, not a curated record